UUUUUUUUAAUAUUUGGGAGACACCAAAGAGAUCGUUUCGAGAUUUCGUUUUCGAGUUAUAUUUUUUGCAUUUUUUAAGUAGUAUUUUUUUCGUGGGUAUAAAACGCAUUCCAAAAAAAAAUUUGUUUUUUUAAUAAUUGUCAAUCCGAAAAAAAGUUCCUAAUAAAGACCUCGAGGCCUUUUUAGGAUUCUCCACAAAAGGAUUUAACAUAAAAUGUAAUGCCGAUACAGGCGCCCUCAUGGACAGACUUUUUAUCCUGUCCCGUUUGUUGUAACGAGUUUGCAGAAAAUCAACGUCCUCCAAUAAGCUUAGGAUGUGGCCAUACAAUAUGCCGUACUUGUUUAGCCACACUUCACAACAAGCAAUGUCCAUUUGACCAGACCUCAAUUACAACCGAUUUAGAAAAUCUACCUAUUAAUUAUGCCUUGUUGUUGCUGGUCACACCCAGCAACAGCAGUAGCUGCAUUGGUGGCAGCAGCAGCAGCACUUUCAACAAUGGCGCACAAACAACUGCUGCCAGUCUGGCUGCUGAAUCAGAAGCAUCUACCACAAACAUACCCAGCGUUCAAAGUCUAUUGCCCGACGACAAACAGUGCUACAAACUUGGAAAGAAAUGCAUCGAAAGUCUAGCCCUACAUCUAAAGCCAUUCAUUAAUAAUGGAAACUUUGGAAGUCUGCUUUCCCGACCAAUGCAACGAAAACUAGUAACUUUAGUCAAUUGCCAACUGAUGGAAGAUGAGGGCAGAUCCAGAGCUUUGCGAGCAGCGCGUUCGCUGGGCGAACGCACUGUCACUGAACUCAUACUGCAGCACCAGAAUCCUCAACAGUUGAGCUCAAACUUGUGGGCAGCUGUGCGAUCGCGCGGCUGUCAAUUCCUUGGUCCGGCCAUGCAAGAAGAAGUACUUAAACUAGUUCUAUUAGCCCUGGAAGAUGGAUCUGCAUUAUCAAGAAAAGUUCUCGUAAUGUUUGUAGUUCAACGCCUGGAGCCACACUUUCCCCAAGCCUCAAAAACCAGUAUAGGUCAUGUUGUACAACUCCUGUACCGUGCUAGUUGUUUUAAAGUAUCCAAACGAGAGGCUGACUCUUCGCUGAUGCAACUGAAAGAAGAAUUCCGCACUUAUGAUGCUCUGCGACGGGAACAUGAUGCUCAAAUCGUCCAAAUAGCAACAGAAGCCGGUCUUCGGAUAGCUCCAGAUCAGUGGUCGUCAUUACUGUAUGGCGAUACCAUUCACAAGUCGCAUAUGCAAAGUAUUAUCGACAAACUUCAAACCCCACAAUCAUUUGCUCAAUCAGUGCAAGAGUUAGUUAUUGCUCUUCAACGGACCGGGGAUCCGGCGAACUUGUCAGGCUUGCGAACUCAUCUCAAACACUUGGCCAGCAUCGACUCUAGUGUUGAGAAUUCUGUUCCAACAUGGCAGGAGGUGGCAAAGGCGCUGGACGCUGUAAAGCAAGUUGUCAUUGGGCUUGUAGAGUUUGUUCAACACCACGGAAACCGUAAGCUCCAAGAAUCGUCUACCACUAAUCCCAACACAAAGUAUAAGAUAAGUCUUUGUCGUGAUCUAACACUAAGGAGAAUCUGUCCACGCGGGACCAGCUGCACUUUUGCUCAUUCUGAUGAGGAACUAGAGAGGUACCGGGCGAAGAAUAGAAAGAAUAGUACAAAAACUCCAAUUGUAAACACGAAGAAGACUGCUUCAGAUUACCUGGACGCACCGCCGCCCUCGCUGUCCUCAUCGUGUCUCCCACCGGAUGAAUUGCCGUCGCCUUUAAGAUUUGGUAAUGUAGUUAGUAAACCAUCGCCCGUAGCGUCCAUGUCAGCGCCUUAUCAUUCACAAUCGCAAGGAGGAAUGCCAUCGGCACCACCUAGCUAUGUGGAUUUGAUCCCACCGCCAAUGCAUGGUCAAAGCCCAAUUCCGCAAUCACAAAGACAUCGCUACGACAACCAUUACUCGGGGUUGAACUUUCCCCCACCACCACCUCCACCAAGGAAUUCUUCAUCAAUUGUUGGUGGUGGCAUGUCGCUCACAUCGCCUCGAUCCCACCAUAGUAAUUUCCCACAGUCUGGAACCCAACAGCCGCCCGUCAAACAACCUGUAUUUCACACGAAAUCAUGUCCAACAGCAAGUAGUUUUGGACCCUCGGAUAUGUACUCAGGUUCGGGCAACUUCGGUAGUCAAGUUCCUGGCUCUGGAAUUCAGCAGUCUGGAAUACGACCAUCUCGGCACAAUCCAGUUGGUCAUACAACUUCGUACAUGGGCACUUCCAAUGAGUAUGGAAAACUUACAGUGGAUGGAAUACGCCAGUCUAAUUUAUGGGACCAUCAACGUCAGCAGCAUCAGCAUCAACAUCAGUCGACGCAACAUCAGCACCACCAUCAGCAACAGCAGCAGCAACAACAACAGCAACAUGGUGGUAACCUUAUGAACAUUGGCCUAAAUCCACAAAACGCCUCAUCCUACAUGGGCGCCAACAGUAGUAGCAAUAGUGAUGCUCCCUCCAGUCCUAUAUUCCCUAUCCAUCCGGAUAAGAAACAUUUAGAAUAUCUUAAGGAUCUAGAAUUCACAAAAACAUCUGCAGCCUUGCUAAACGGAAGCAAUAUCUAUAAAAGUUCUGCUGCCUCUCAACUAGCUCAGCUUGUGAAUAACAAUAACAACAACAACAACAACUCAUCCACAAGUAACACCACCACCAACAAUAACCACAGAAGUAACAACAUUUUAACCAAGGAUGAUUUACUGAAUGCGUAUUGGCAGCAAGCCGCAUCAUCUCAAAGCCUUCAAGACGUGAGUGCAGCGGCCAGCUUGCUUCGAGAUACACGUGAUAGUUUCGUGCGAUCUGAUUCGAUCCUGGAUGAGGAUAAUCUGCCUUUUGACGUUCCCACAUCGAUUAGUAAAUUCGGUCCAAUAUGCCCAAUGUACAAGGGCUUUAACCAAUUAAGCGACAGCUUAAGCGGCAAUAACAACACUUUAAACAACAUUGGCGGGCUAACAUCUUUUCAAGAAAUUGCCAAUCGUAUGAGUAAUGCAGCAUCGGGAUCGACACAAUCAUGGCUUUACAACAAUGAUAACUCGAAUGGUAAUAACAAGCAAAUGGAUACAUCCUCCAGCUCAUCGUCAUCAUUAUUUAACAACGAUGCUCUGGCAGUUAAUGUUAAUUUUGAGAGGUUUGGUGUAGGAAGUGGUCAAGUGGGCAAGCGCGGUGAAAGUAGCAACAACAAUUUUAGACAAGUCACGAACAAUUUUCCAAAUCUAAGAGAUUUACAAAAGUUCUCUUCCGAUUUGCAGUCAUUCAAUAAUAAUAAUAACAAUAACAACAACAACAAUACAUCACAAGGAAAUAGUGGCGGCGGAAACUCUUCGCAACACAACAUCAUAAGUCGCCAUGGUAGCAAUGCGGCAACAAACUUCGAUUUUGGCCUGAGUUCACUCCAGAUAAUGGACACCAGUGAUAAUAAUCUUCCUGGAAAGCACUCUACUUUAAGUGAGUCUCUUUGGAACAACAAUCUCCCUAGAAAGCAGCCACCAAUUGGUUCACCAAACUUCUGGGGCGAUGCUACGCCAUCGUCCAAAGAAGUUUUAACGACAAAAAACCAAGUUCCUGAAGAUGAAGUCGGAAUCGACAACGGAAUGCGAGAAUUGGAAAUAAGAUUAAAAUCCGAGUUGGCAAUUGAGGAUUGAUAUAAUUCAAAAUAAAAUUAAAGAAAAAAAUGAGCAACAAGCAAAAGGUUGGUGAUCGAUAUUUGAUGUUCUGUGAGCAGGAAAAACAAAAACAAUUCAUCAAAACCCUUAUUUAGUUUUAUGUUUUAACUAUUAUUUUAUUCUGAGCGUUUUGAGAUUGGUUAUACAAUUUUUUUUUUAAUAUUCAAGCUUGAGCUUAUACUACUUCUCUUUUAUAAUAGUUUUUUUUGUUUAAUUAAUUAUUAUAAUUUUUUAUUCUAUUUAGACAAAUUGAUUUUAUAUACAUUUUAUAUACAAAUCACUUAGACGCAUACAAAAAUGAAACAUAUAUAUUUAUAUUAUAUAUGACUUAACAUAUAACAAGCUAUAUAUUAAUAUAUUUCUUAAAGAAAUUUAUAUAGGUUUUAUGAAACACAAAUGAGACAACAGAUAUAAAUACAUGCUCAUGCAUAUAUAUUUUUUUUAAUCGUAAAUUUUCCACUUCCAUUUAUAUAAUGCAUCUUUUUUUUUUUGUUUAUUUCAAGUGUAAUAUUUAAAUUAAAUAAUUAUUUAAAACAAAAAGAGUCAGCGAGUUAUUAGAAAAAAAAAGAAAAGAAGCUUUUGCAGGCAUAAUGCAGUUGAUUAUUAUACGUAUCGUGUGUGGCAUAGUUGCAUAGUUUAUAAUAUAGUCAACUUUGCAUUAUUGACAAACUAUAUUUUAAUAGUUUUGUAAAAUGAUUAUUAUACAUAAUAAUAAAUAUCGGUUGGCAUUGUUUAUACAUAUAUAUAUUUUUUAAAGAAAAAAAAAAAAAAACAAAUUUAUUAGAGCUAGAAUCCAUGUUUCAAUUUUGUUUGUAUAGUAAUGAAGAAGAAAAAUGCGCGACUUAUUUAGAUAUUUAUUUACUAUUAUCUCUCUAGUUAGAGAAAAAAAUAUAAGUUAAAUAAAUAAAAUAUUAAUAUUUACUAUUGUAAAGAGCAUACGCAACAUAUAUUAACUAUAUAUAAAUAUAUUAUUGACUUUUUUUUUAGAUAAAACAAAUACUAUUAUUGAUUUAUACAUAAAUUCGCAAAUCUAUUUUUUAUAGACUUUCUCAGCAAUUUUAUUUUGUUUGUUUGUUUAAAUAAUUGAUUAUUAUAUUAGAACAGUUUAAAUUAAAUGAAAAAAAUGUGAUGUUUUUUUAACAUAUAAAUAUAAUAUAAUUAUUAUUAUUAUUUUUUUAUUAUUAUUAUUUUAUGUAACUACAUUAUGUAAUAAUAUUUUCUUCUAGUAAGCAAAACAAAAAUGGAAAGGGUUAAUGGUGUUCAUUUUUUAUGAAUAAAAUUAUUUAUAAAACGUAUUUAAUUAAUUAAAUCAAUUAAAAUAAUAAAUGUUUUAUUUUUUGUUUUAUUAUUUAUUUAUUUAUGUUUAAGCUUAAAGUUGAUUUGAAAAAUUCAAGGGGAGGUGAAGAUAUAAUAACUAUUUGGAUCCGCUAAUACAUUUCCGAAAUUUGAGUCAUAUCUACUGCGGAAACUGAAUUCCUUCUCCAAUUACAUAUUUAUUCUUUGGAAGUUAAAACUUGACAAAUGCGAUAAAUUUUGAGCCUUUUAAAUUCUUGAUUAAAAUUUAAAUAAAUUGUAUUUAAUUAUAUUCCUUCACGCGCUCCGUUCCUGCGUUAAUCACGUAACUACACUUUCUUGCAAUAUUUUGUUUUCUGCUAAACAAGGUUGAAAAACUUUCUAGAGAAUUAGAUAAAAAGUGUUUGUAUGAAAAUAUAUAAAGUUAAGUUAAAUGUUAUUCGGCUUUUGAUUGUUCAUUCUAAAUGUUUGGUAUUCAGAAAAACUAAUGUUCUUUUGAAGAAUAACUGAACAAAAUUUGCUUUGCAGAUAGUUGGUUAACGCAGAAAGGGGACGAAAUGUUGUAUUGUUCUUAUUUGAAUUCAAUGUGAAUUCCAGCUUUGUAUCUUUUAUGAUAGUUAAGAGAUUUUCAAAAAAAAAAGGAACAAAUUCUCAUAAUGAUAUUUGAGUUAAUUCACUUAUAUACUGGGAAAGCGAAUGUUCUGAACAAAUUGGUCUCCGAUUUGUGUGGAAUCGGAAAAUUAGACUUCGGUAAAAUCUGUGGAUUAGUUUUUUGGAAAUAGACACUGUUUUAUUUAUUUCUUCUGUUGCUCAAUGAGUAACUCGAACGUAAUUUGCGUUCCGAUCGGCUGUCAUUUCUGUUUCGGAACUUCUUCCGAACGGGAACUUAGGGCUGAAUACGAAUAUGGAAAGAAUACUCCCACUCAGUUAAUAGUACAAUUGGGCUGAUAAUCUUACUAACUUAAUAAUAGCUGUGUUUUAUUUUCCUCGUGAUCCAGAUCAGAUCAUUGAUUUUAUUAGGAUUUUGUUUUGUUAUUGUUUCGCAAAUAAAUAUAAUGAUCUGAUCUGGAUCACGAAGAAAAUAAAACACAGCUAAUAUAAGGUUUAGCGAGUUAUUUAUUCUGUGCAAUGGUGGUUAUUCUGGAAUUCUUUAAUUUUUUUAAAUUUUCUCUUAAAACAUCUCUAAAAAAUUUAAAUUUUAUAUGAGGAGAACAUUAUGAUAUUUUCAAUUUGACUUUGGGUAGUGAGUAGGUUUUAAGUUGACAUAUCCACUAAUGGGACUUUGCGUGUGAAUUAGUUUACCGAUCGUGAAACAAAACUCUCCACAUAGCUUCACAAGCACGUUUACUGGGGAACAAGAACAUACAAAUUUGUAUGGAUUCACUAUCUGCUUCACAAGUUAUACUAGGCUAGGUUAGGUUAUACUAGGCUAACAUCCAAUGAUAAUUUAAAUAUCACACGAAAUAUUUUCACUAUCAUAAAAAAGAAAUUUUCACAAAAAGAUUCACGUGAACAAGAUUCCACUCGAAAAAAAAAAUAAAUUUCAUUUGUCCCGUAUUGUUUUGUUUUGGGAGAAAA
Molecule: messenger RNA, 6570 nt
Organism: Episyrphus balteatus (marmalade hoverfly)
Lineage: Eukaryota; Metazoa; Arthropoda; Insecta; Diptera; Syrphidae
Gene: roq
Product: roquin-1
Exons: 4
Coding region: 220-3678 (1152 amino acids)
Molecular function (GO): metal ion binding
Source: RefSeq, a predicted model, not a curated record